AUGGAGAACUUGCAGAUGCUCCUCCGAGGAAGCGGUGUUGUUGAUUAUACGGCUUGGACUGAUGGGGGACCGGCGCAAGGUGAGAUUUUGUGGAGAACUGUGCGCGCGCUCGUAGCAGGCGAGUCAUCACGGAAUAUGGAGAAAUUGAUUUCACCGCAUAGUAGCGAUCUUUCGUUCUGCUGCUUGAAGGGUACCGAAAUGUAA
This is a messenger RNA of Gongylonema pulchrum, 204 nucleotides long. The record is from the annotation of a GenBank genome assembly. Lineage: Eukaryota; Metazoa; Nematoda; Chromadorea; Rhabditida; Gongylonematidae.